AGGAGGAGGAGGACAUAACUCUGUCAAAAGGACACUAGAGGACAGGAGUGGGAGAAGAGGACGAGGAAGGAGAGAGAGGAAAAGGGAGCGCAAGAAGCAGGUGUUGCAGCCAUGUCAGACACACCUUUGCAGCGGAACGGAACGGCAAACGCCCCGAUGUCGUGUGAGGAGGCUCAACUCCACAAAGAGAGGCUGCAGGCCUUGGCGGAGAAACGGAAGCGGCAAACUGAAAUUGAAGAUAAAAGAAGUCAGCUCGAUGACCUGCUGCUGCAGCUGCAACAUGUCAAGUCCAAAGCUAUGCGUGAGCGGUGGCUGCUCCAGGGCAUGGGAGUGGAAGAAGAGGAGGCACGGCGGAAACAGCUGGAACAAGAUGAAGAGCAAGUGAAGAGGCUGGAAGACAUGAUACACAGGCUUGAGUCUGAAAUCGGUGCACUCGAAAGUGAAGAGUCUCAGAUUUCAGCCAAGGAGCAAGUUCUUCGAGAACGCCUGAAGGAGACAGAGCGCUCGAUAGAAGACCUGCAGAAGAGUCUGAUGUUGCAGGAUGAAGAUGCCACUGGCUGCAUGUCUGCUCCUCUCUCGGACCGCAUGGACCCCGAUCCCAACCACCUCGCCCUGGCCACGCAGCACCAGACCGGCCCACCUGCCCUGGGCGACAACGCCAGACCAAGACCUGCCAUGUUUGCCAUGGAGAUCAACGUGCAGCACGACCCGCAGACGGGUGAGCAGCGCAUCCUCUCGGCCAACCGCGUGAACCCGUUGGAUGCAGCUUCACGUGGGGUCAAAGUCUACGACGAUGGCAGAAAAGUGGUCUAUGAGGUCACUUCCUCUGGGGGCGUGUCCACCACCACCGUAGAGAAUGGCUGGAGCUCUGAACAGGUUGACCAGCUAAUCCAGAGAGCUGCCAGACCUGUAGUACGAGGCGGGGACGGCGGGAGGGGUCAGGUGACAGUGACUCCAGCUGCCCCACAGGCGUACGUUUCUCCAGCAGAUGUUGAUGAUCUGUCCCCACCCUCCUGUGCCCCGCCAUCCAUCCCUUCUAGCCCACCAGCCCAGGUUACACUCCAGAGGGAAACCCGUCUGGGCAUGAUGCCCCCCUCCUCUGCUGCUGUCACGACCCAACCAACAUCCUCAGGCCACCCGGGCACCGAGCUCACUUCCCCGCCCCAGGCCAGCGUGGAGCACCCAGUCACCAUGGUGUUCCUCGGCUACCAGGACGUUGAAGACAUGAGCGAGAGCAGACAACUGUUGGGAUUCGACGGCGCUGUGAAGGCUGAGGUUGUUCUCAUCGAUGAAGAUGAUGAGAAAUCACUGAGAGAGAAAACAGUCACCGACAUUUCCAUCAUCGACGGCACAGCAGCAGACCUCGUGUCGGGCCGGCCAGUCACAUCUGAAGCUGUCAGCACCGAACUGUCUUCUGAUGGCCGUGAGCCUGACAGUACCUCCUCACCCCCUGCAAAUCCAGAAGCCAACACGGUCCCCCCACCCGGCCUCACCCCUGCUACAGUCUACAAUCAGACAUCUGGAGUUACUUUGACAACAGCAAAUGGAUGCCAAUCUCCCACUGCAAACACAAAUCUUCAUACUGCUAUGAAAUCAUGGCAAGCAGAGGAUGUCAGUGACUCAGUCCCGAGAGAGCGAGCCCUGAAAACUGUCAGUUUCCAGGAGUCAGUCAGCGUCAUCACUGACAGGCCUGUAGCCAUGGAACUGGAGAGCCAGCAGAUCCAGCACGACUGUCUCAGCAGUCCCAGUAACAGAGCCCACAGUCCAGUUGGAAUGAAAGUAGAGACUCCUGACAGUGAGGUAGUGCAGGAGAUCUGCUACCUGGACCAGGUGUUAGAUGCAGCCUCAGACACACCCACAAAUGGGAACUCCUCUCUGUCGUGUCACACCAAACCCAUCAGCAUAGAUGGAACUUCUCCUUCUGUGUGUGUGUCACCCUCCUCCCCUGUCAAUCACCACUCGAUCGUUGUGGAGGGACAAAAACAAACCACGUUUCUCCACCAGGACGAGUCUGCCGUUAAAACCAACGGGCACGCGCAGAGAGACGAGUCUGGGGGCGGCAGGGCAAAGUUUGAGCUGCGAGCAUUUCAGGAGGAGAAACGCCCGGCCAAGCUGUUCACCCCCGGAGAGGAGCAGCAGGUCAGGGUGACGAGGAGACGUCCCUCAGAGGAGGUUCAGGAAUUGGAGCGUGAGCGUCAGGAGCUGAUCAGAGACCAGGCAGUGAAGAAAAACCCUUCGAUUGCCCAGCGCUGGUGGAACCCUCCUCAGGAGAUCCCUUUGGAAGAACAGCUAGAGGCAGAUAAGCUCGAGUCUCUCAGGAGGUACCAGGAGAGGAAACAGCAGCGACAUAAUCACACUUAUGCAUACACACAGCCUCAGGUGUCAGGCCCUCCCACAGUGGUAACCCUUGAUUCGGAGCUAUCCAGGAAGGAGGACAUCGUGGAGGAGCAGAUCAACUUCUCCUCUGCUAGGAAGCAGUUUUUGCAAGGGGAGGCUACCAAGAAGGAUGUAGCUCCUCAAAUAUACUCUGCCAAACCCUUCUCGAAAUCCACAGCCAGGGGCAGCCAUGGGAGCAGUGACAUUGUUGCAGAAACUGGGGAGACGCACGUGACCUGGUCUGAUGAAAGAACUAAAGAUGAAUUCACAUGUGCGCUAGCUGUGAUGACAGUCCUACCUGAGGAAGAGGAAGCAAAAGGUCAUUUCCAUCCAGCUUUUCACCCAGAGGAGUCUGACUCAGGACUGGACGAGUUAUCAGUCCGCUCUCAGGACACUACUAUAUUUAGCUUGGAUAAUAUUUCUGACAGCGGGGCUUCGCUACCCCCUACCCCAUUGCCACUUACCCCUGUGUCACCACCUACCCCUCAGCCAACUACUCCAGUCAACGGGCAGAUGAGUGGCAGUCCAACAGAAGAUGAGCUGGAGUACCACGCUGGGGUUCUUGUUCAAAAUGCCAUCCAAAAUGCCCUAGCAGCUGAAAACGUAGAAGACUGGCAGCAAGCUGACUUGAAUUCUUCACAGCUGAGUACCCCUACAUCUCCAUGCUCUGUAUCCACAAGCAGCCCAGUGCCAGUUUCUUCCUCCCCUGUGUCUUCUGGUGGAGCCCCCAGUUUCCAGUCACCUGUGUCCUCCAGUCCUGCGCCAUCCAACUCAUCCCCACAGCCAGACAGGCAGCCAGUGGUGAGAGUUGUUUCCCAAGAGAAGCCAUCAGAAUCACAAGAGGCUCAGAAGCAACAGCAGUCCCCAAGACCAGCACAACAGCUCCAGACGCCUUCUCCUCCAUCUGAUGCUGGCAGUGAGGACUCUGGAGGAUCACGACCCAAAAACUUCAUGCAGACUCUUAUGGAAGACUACGAAACACACAAAGUGAAGAGGAGAGAGAAAAUUGAGGACAACAGUUAUGCCCGUUUGUUGCUGGCUAACGAGGUAACCACUGAGGUUCUGGAGGCCACUCGUGUGACCAGGAGGAAAAGCGACAUGGCUCUGAAGUGGGAAGCCGGCAUCUAUGCCAAUGAGGAAGGCAAGGAAGAAGAGGAAGAGGAGGAAGAAGAGGAGGAGGAGGAGUAAAAAACUCCCUUCAGAGACAACUAACAGGCCAAUUGGAGAGAAUGAAGGAAGAGAAAGACUGAAGGAAAAGUGAGAAAGCAGGAAGGAAAACUAUUUAUUUUAUUGAGCUUAUCUGAAGAUCACAUGACCCCAGCAGUGUGAACCAGUGGGGCUUUUUGGACCUGAAAACUGAAGGUAUAUUAGCAUGUUAAGUGGCUGAGGAAGUGGGAAAUAUGUGAAGGUGGUCAGCAAUGAAAGAGACACUUCAAAGGUGUUUGAUGGUGGUUUUAGAGCGAUGUUUAGUGUUUUUAAUAGCUGGUAGAUGCUAAAUGACUGAAAUAUUCUUAGGAUUUUUCACCUUUAUGCUAUUAUUCAAAUAAGAUCUAAAGCUUUUAUUUUGACUGGUUGCCUGAGACUCUCUGAUGGUGGUUUCAUCUGCGCGUGCUAUAUAAUAACCGCAGUCAUCUUCUGAAAGUGUGGCUGAAAGCUUUUAAUCAAGAGGACAAUAUAAAAGUUAGGCAGAUGCAGCUAUUCAAAGAAAAGAAAGUUCUGAGAGGAAGUAGACAAGGAGAGGCCAGAUCACCCUCUUAUUUUGUGUAAUUUCAGAAAUACUUUUACCUGGAUUUACUGCUGGAAAGCUACUGUGUUUUCCAGGAACCGAACCGAAAGGUGCCCCAAAGCGUCACUUUCAGAGCCCAUAAUGGCACAGUGCAGAUAUGACACAAGUUUGACACGCUUGCCAGGAGCUUUUGCCUUCUUGUCAAGCAUCUUUACUGAAUUUUGAGCGGUCAGCAUCCUUUUUGUGUUAAAUGCUAGUCAAGAAAUUUGCAAAACUAGCAAAACUAAACUUGCCUUAGACCGCCAGUGCUUGUCUGUACACGGUAUGUAUUGUAUCCUCUCCUAUCCUACAUUACUACACUGUCGGUAGACCUUAGGGAAAAUAAGCAACCACCUUAGAUAGAAAGUUUGCCUGUAAUCGCUUCUUUUCCAGUGCAAACAGAAAGAAUGAGGGGGGGGGGACCUACCUGCUGGUAGUGCUUGCACCAUUUGAGUGAAUGUGUGUGUUAAUUAAAGGGCUGGGUCAGGGGUUUUAUAUUAAAAAAAAUCACUUAUUUUACUUUUGUUGGCUACGUGGCUUUGUUGACCUGUGCUUUCUGAUGAUGUAAGCAGUUGUUUCAUGUAUUAUACUGAGGUAGGACUGUGUAUUUGACCUAUGAACGUCUGUAUCUACUUGCUAGCCGAGGAUAAAGUUUGAUGAAAAAAAAUAAUCAAAAAAGGUUUUUAUAAGAAGUCGUUAUACCAAAACAGAAUGCUAUUUAGAGAAAACCCACCAGCCUGAGCUCUCCGCGUCCUUUUUAAGGCGUACAAGUGUGCGAAUGGAUUCACACUCCUUUCCUAACCUGAACCAAGCACAGCUAAAAAAAAAAGUGCAGUGGCAAAAAGAAGGCAAUAAAGGUCUUUUGAGACGCUGAGCUGUGCUGUAAGUUGGGCUUGUAAGGGUUUUUUUUGUUUUUUUACUAACUGUAUUGUGACUGAAUUUUGCAGAAUGACAUUGAUUUUGUGUUUUGAAGUGUUGAAAUCAUACAAAGUGACGAGGAAAAACAGGAUUCAGCUUCAAGAGUAAAACAGUAAAUACACUUUAACACAACCACACUUCUCCCUGGAGUAUAACAGACUGUCUUUAAUUUAAAAUGAAAAGUAGAAAUGUGUCAAACUGGCUGUGGAAACGGUAUUUCUGGACAACUUUUGAUUGUAUUCCUCUGUCGUAGCCUGUGAGAUUCGUUUCUGCGUCCAGAUGUGAGGAGAAACAAAAGCGUUUUUGUAAACCAAAAGUCACAGUUUUGACCUGUCCAAGUGCCCUUCAGCAAGGCAGCAACUUCUCUCUUUGCUUCCAAACACACUGAAUGUACGCUGAGCUAAACCACAGAUGUAAUUGCUGGACAUCUACUAAUCUAUCAAGUCAAGCCACCCUUUGCAACUUAUUCCACUCGGCUGUCUUGUGAUAUGCUUUGUCAAGAAAGCGUGGCACAAACGCCAUAAACCAAAAGUGAAAAUCAAGGACUCAUGCCUCUGCGGUGUCCACUUCCACCAAACCCGAAACAAAUAAUAUUAAAACCCACACAUAUGUUCCAGAGAAUCAUCCAAGUUCUCAUUUCAGGGUCUUCUGUGGUGCAGCAGAGGUGCAGUGUCUUUAACGCUGGUAUGAGAUUAUUUUUGACUUAAAGGCUAAAAGACAACAAGACGGAAAAGGUUUUCAUCCUUGUGGGAACCAAUCAAAGUUCUCAUUAGAGUCGCUUAUGAAACGUACACACAGAGGAAUUAAUGAAUGGUGUGAUUUAUUAUUAUUAUUAUAAUUAUUAUUAUUAUGCUUUUGAUGUUUGAAUUUAUGGUGCAGAGACGAUUUUAUUUAUCAUUUUAAAUGCUGGUAGCUUGUUUUCGGCCUACAGAGCUUCUCCAGUGUGGGACUCACUGUCUGUGUGUGUGAUAAAGCAAUCUUAUUACUACAAUAUAAACACAGUAUAACCCCUGUUCCUAUGUUAACCACUUGUAUGCUCAUACUCUGCUUUGUUAUUUUAUAGCACAUGUAAGGCUCACAGUUACACACCCACUAUACAUAUUAUGAAUAUUUUCUCAUUAAAAACAAAACCUGUA
This is a messenger RNA of Neolamprologus brichardi, 6195 nucleotides long. NCBI's taxonomy places the organism in Eukaryota, Metazoa, Chordata, Actinopteri, Cichliformes, Cichlidae. The record is from RefSeq and is a predicted model, not a curated record.